This is a messenger RNA of Oikopleura dioica, 1368 nucleotides long. NCBI's taxonomy places the organism in Eukaryota, Metazoa, Chordata, Appendicularia, Copelata, Oikopleuridae. The record is from the annotation of a GenBank genome assembly.
AUGUUUUUCAGAUGUUGCAGAUUCGAGGGAUUAAAUUCAAAAACUUAUCAAAAGGAAAUAUGGAAUGAUCAUUUGGACGAGAAGCUUGAUGCAGACACAACUCUAGUUCUUGAAGAAAUAUUUGUGACAAUCAAAGAAAGUGUUCAAGUCCCAGCCCCUCAUUGUCCAAAAUGUGAAUCCUGUUCGCCAUGUGAAAAGCCGGAACCCUGCCCAAAGCAUAAGCCCUGCCCAGAGCCUAAGACCUGCCCGGAAUGUCAGGUCUGCGAAAAAUGCAAUCAAGAAUCUCUGAUAGAAAACAACCAAAAAAUUGCCGAAGAAACUCGCGAAGAUAUUGCAAUAAGACUUCUGAAAACAAACUGGGAAGAUGCAUCGGAUGUACCUGCAGAUGCAAAAGACGUCGAUUUCGUAGAUAUUCCAGUGAUCAAUAACUUUGGUAGCUUUCAGCGAGAUGCAGAAGAUUAUAAUAUUUCGCGGGCGGGGUACGAGCCUAGACGGCUAGUUUGUGAUGAGCUUUCGGAGCACCUUCCAAAAGUUCAAACGCGUCAUUGGAUUGACGACUGCGACGACGUCCCCAAAUAUCCAGAUGAUGUGCUCAGUUUUAUUAACUUAGGCGUGGAAAAAUCAGUCAUCGAUAAGAUUGAAGAUGCUGGACUAAAAUCAACUGACAAGAAUAUUUCAACCCCAUAUGUUCUACUUGCAUUUGAUCUGUACGAUUUCGACGCUGAAGACGCAAAUCUGAUGCGAAUGGUCAGAGAAGCAGAAGCUCAAAACGCAGAUAUCAUCUCUGGCUCGUCCGUUGAUGAAAAUGGUCACUGGUUGAGCAACUGUGGCCAUAUCCACGUGAGCAACUACACUCUUGACAUUUGGGAUGGAUACUACAAGUCGAUUAGGAGUAUUAUGCACUGUGAUGUUGGCUCUGGCCCUGUUGUUGUUCGAAAAGAACUCUUGGAGGAAAUAACUGAAGACGAAACAGAAAGGCUCGCAAAAUGGCCCGAUCGCCUGGAAGUCCUUCUGAAACUCAACGACAGAGUUCGAUUCGUACACUGCCCAGACUGCAUGUUCUACCAAAAAGAAAGCAAAGUGGAUCGCAAAAACUUUAUACGACUUUCGAGAAUGUUCAAACUAACAAACUUCAAUAUCGAUAGCAACAAGGACAAUUAUGAAUUUACCUGCAACGAAGCCAAUAUUCAAUGCAGCACGUCUGCUUAUCAGAAUAAAGCGCUUGCGCAGGCAUGGUUCUUUAGAAACAGAUAUUUUGAAAGGAAAUUAGAAUUGAUAAAGAACCUUAAAACAGCCACCUUGUUGCUUGACAUCUUUGACUGGAAUGGUGAUGGCAGUUGCCGAAGAAUUCGAAAAGCACAAGCUUGA